This is a messenger RNA of Vigna umbellata (rice bean), 983 nucleotides long. Lineage: Eukaryota; Viridiplantae; Streptophyta; Magnoliopsida; Fabales; Fabaceae. The record is from RefSeq and is a predicted model, not a curated record.
CUCCAAACUUUAGUUAGCACAUUGUUCAUGCUACAACCCAUCAUUCCUUUCUCUUUCCUCUUCCUUCACUGCAAACACAAUUAUUCUAUUUUGUUGCAUCUGAGGGCUGAUGGUAUCACUGUUGAUGACUUCAGUUUUGCCCCUUCUUCUCAGAACUACCAUUUUCCUUUUCUCAGAAUCUUUCUUUGAUGGACAAGGCAGCUGCUGAACUUCAACGUGAGGCAGCAGAUCCUUCUACUCUUCGUCACCAUCAUCAGUGUUGUGCUGGAAAUGGGAUUGGUGACAGUACCUCCUUGAUUCUAGAGUCCAGAAGACCACGUCUCUCCUCUCUGCAAAUACCAGCAAGGUCAGUGGAAAAUGCAUUAUCCUCUUUCACAAAGACAGAUGGUCCUACAUUGAUAUCAAGUCCAGGUUCCAGUAGAGGACUUCCCCCAAGGCCAAAUUCAGCCAGAGUCAAGUCCACUAUGAAAAGUUUGCUCUCUGAGAGGAGCUUUAGGGCUAAGAAUGGUUCACAAGAUAGUGAAAGGACAGUUCUUAUUGUUCCUGAUAACUUACCAUCAGAUUGUCCUGUGGAUAAGCCUUCAACAUCUAAGCCUUCAACUUCAAGGUCUCUUUCUCUUAACAAGAUUCUGUUUGCUUCAUCAACCAAAGCCACACAUUCAUUGCCAGUUACUCCAACUGCAAAUUCAGGUGCAGAGAUUGUACAAGGAAGACAUCCAGGGUGUGAUUCUGAUUUAAGUAAAAUGGAAGUAAAUCAGCACAUUACUCGAUCGGUUUCCGUUCCUGUUAAUAUCAAAGCCGCUAAUUUAAGACGUACAGAUUCUAGAAGGUUGGUUCGUGUAAUUUCGGCAAGAUCACUUCUAACAACUGGUGAAGGCAUCUCAACUCAGAAUGCUUCCGGUUCAGAGAUUGGUAAUCUUCAUAAUAUAUGGAUUCUAUCUUACAUUUUUUCUGGGUAUCUCAAUUAGAAUUUUCUUUUUUCU